UUAAAUACAACCUAUAAAAUAAAAUUCUUUGGGAUUUUAUUAUUAAGGUUUUCUGCGAUUCUUGCUCCUUAAAAACUGAAAUAAUUCAAUUUAUAUCUCACAGCCCAUAAAGUGGAUUUUUUUAAGGAGCUGGGGAAGGGUUCUACUAAGCUCCGUGCUUAUUGAGGUUGCAUUAAUGAAUUUUGAUGAAUGGAUGUAAUUGUAAUUAACGUGUGUGUUAAUCAGAUGAGCAGCAGCAGCAAUAAGAGGGCCCCCACCACAGCCACGCAGAGGCUGAAGCAGGAUUACCUGAGGAUCAAAAAGGAUCCAGUGCCUUACAUCUGUGCUGAGCCCCUGCCCUCCAACAUCCUGGAAUGGCACUACGUGGUGCGAGGGCCUGAGCUGACCCCGUAUGAAGGUGGAUAUUACCACGGAAAAUUAAUAUUCCCUCGAGAAUUCCCUUUCAAACCCCCCAGUAUUUAUAUGAUCACCCCCAAUGGAAGGUUCAAGUGCAACACAAGGCUCUGUCUGUCCAUCACGGAUUUCCACCCGGACACCUGGAACCCGGCCUGGUCCGUGUCCACCAUCCUGACGGGGCUGCUCAGCUUCAUGGUGGAGAAGGGGCCCACCCUGGGCAGCAUCGAGACCUCCGAGUUCACCAAAAGGCAGCUGGCUGCGCAGAGCUUAGCAUUUAAUUUAAAAGAUAAAGUCUUCUGUGAGCUCUUCCCUGAAGUGGUGGAGGAGAUGAAGCAGAAGCAGAAGGCCCAGGACGAGCUGAGCUCCCGGCCGCCGUCGCUGCCGCUGCCCGACGUGGUGCCGGACGGGGACGCGCACCUGGGGCACAACGGGCACCCCCUGCUGCAGGGGCAGCGCGCGGCCCUGGCGCCCGGGCACGCCGGGGGGCUGCAGCAGCCCCCCAGGAACCACGGACUCUUGGGGGGAGCCCUGGCGAACUUGUUUGUCAUCGUGGGCUUCGCCGCCUUCGCCUACACAGUCAAGUACGUGCUGAGGAGCAUAGCCCAGGAGUGA
This is a messenger RNA of Melozone crissalis (California towhee), 1008 nucleotides long. RefSeq names its product ubiquitin conjugating enzyme E2 J2 (gene UBE2J2). Lineage: Eukaryota; Metazoa; Chordata; Aves; Passeriformes; Passerellidae. The record is from RefSeq and is a predicted model, not a curated record. Bases 190 to 1008 code for a protein of 272 amino acids. The transcript is spliced from 6 exons.